AUGUCCAGCGAUCAAAGAAAGCCUUUAAUCAGGACAAGAUCAUGGGCUCAGCGUACAUUCGGGAAAAUGGAAGAAGGCUCUAUGAGAAGCUCGAUUUUCACUUUGAUUGCGUCAUCAAUGGACACCAGCUGCCUUUCAUUGCCUCUGAUCCUUCAUUACGUAGGAGUGGUCCCAGGUCUUUGCCUUAUUCUAGCCUCUGCGCUUGGGUCAUUAAUUGGCAUGAACUGUAUUUGUAAAGCUGCCAGCCACAGGCAGAUUUAUAGCUACUCUGGCUUAGUAUACGAUGUGCUAGGAAAAGUAACUCUCAAUUAGGGUGCAUCAAUAAUAUUAGAAGUCCUGAUGAUUCUUUAUAUAAAAAUUCCUAUAAAUAAGAAGAAAAACAAAUGGUGAUGUUGAAGGGAGAAGGAGACGCACUCCCUAUGGAGUAGAUUGUAUCCAUACUGAUGAAGCUGAAAACAGCACCUCUAUCAUUUUUUGAAGUGGGCUUCAGGUGUGGGGACCUUGUUGAAGAAUGAAGCUUGUUCUCCUGAAGAUUUUCCUAGGCUUUGUCUAUCGGGACUAACAGGGCAUUUGCAAGAGGCGAUUCUAAUCUAUGAAACUAAUCUUUAGGCUAGGUGAGCUACGCCAGAUAGCCAGUCAGUCUAAUAAUUGAUCCGCUUAUGGUUUUACAACUUAACUUUCCUAUAAGUAAGACUUUCUACUAAUCAAUAUAAAAAUUGAAAAAAAUUAUAGCAAACUAUAUAUAUUUUUUUUGAGAUUGUUGGCUACCAAAUAAUUUGUAACCUUUACUUAGGCAUCAUCACUGUCGUAAGUUUCCUGAAAUAUUUUUCAAUAGAAAUUGAUGAAUAUAAAAAUUUCAUUAUGCUAGGAUAUACCACGUUCGUGUUAUUUCCUAUGUCUUUAAUGAAGAAAUUAACAGGACUAAAGCAUCUUUCACUAUUUAGCAUUGGCAGCAUUCUUUAUUUAUGCGUGGUGCUGAUAAUUGAUUUUCCUCAUUUUCAAAGCACAAAUGAAUUAUCAGAGGUAAGCUGGGUUAGCAUGGAUAAUGACUUUUUCCCAGCGUGCUCUUUAGCUGUUUUUGCAUUUGUGUGGCAUAUGAGUGUGGCGACUGUUUUUAGUGAAAUGAAAGAUCCUUCUCUAAAAAGGAUGCAGAAGGCGAAUUCGAGAGUCUUUUUGAUUCAAGUUUUAAUAUAUUUCUUAAUAAAUAAAUAGUAAUUUUAUUAUAAAAAUAUAUAAAAAAGUCUAUUUUCUCAUUAUUUUUUAUUGAUAAUCUUAAAAAUCAUACAUUUUUAUAGCAGUUUUUGGGUAUCUUUCUUUGCUAGAAGACACCCCUAUGUUUAUUACUGAGCGCAACCCUCCUAAGCACUAUACCUCAGAUUUAUAUAUGUGCAUUGGACGAUUGCUAAUAGUCUUUGUAAUCAUGUGCACUGUGAUGCUCUUCACCAUCACCUGCCGGCAAGCUAUAAUCAGCUUGUCCUCAAAAUUUAAUAAAAAAGAAGAAGUUUCCACCCUAACGUAACCAUUAUACAGGCAUGUUCUCAUUACCGCAUUUAUUUUAUAUGGCGCUUUAUCAGUCUCUAUAGCAAUUCCAGCUGCCGAAGUCAUUUUUACCUUCCUUGGGGCGACAUAUACGAUUUUUGCAUAUGUGUAUCCAGCACUAUUGGAGGUCCAUAAUACGAAAAAAGGGUGGGGAGAUAAAGGAAAUAUUAUGGUGAUCAUGCUGGCAGCAACUUUUACAAUUAUUAGUGGGGUAGGGGUUAUUAAUUCUGCAGUCAAGAUGGAGUAG
Blepharisma stoltei is the source of this 1786-nucleotide messenger RNA. NCBI's taxonomy places the organism in Eukaryota, Ciliophora, Heterotrichea, Heterotrichida, Blepharismidae. The record is from the annotation of a GenBank genome assembly.